GUUUCUGUAACCACAUGUUGCAGUGCUUGAUUGUACAUCUGCAGCAACUCCUACCUGCCUUCCCUUGCUUUGCGUUGAAUGUUUCACAAUGUGGCUGCUGCAUCAGUAGUUUCUGCCACCUGUGGCAGCACUCCUAUUCCCUCUACGCCACAGAGAGAGGACAAAAAAGGGAAGCUGAGUGAGGUUGAAGAGGAGGAGGAUAUCUUUCAUGAUAAGUGGACUUCUGACGGAGAGAGAGAGAGAGAGAGAGAGAGAUCCUUGCUGCAUACCCAGUUGACACAAAUGAAAGAAUCCUAAACCUGCACCAUGCCUGGACUCAUUAACAAGGAGAACCGGAGUGCCCUGCCCCUCAGUGUCUCUGAUAUCACGUCCUGUGUCAGGGGUUAUACUCUGGCGAUGACAGCCUCUAUGACCUAUGAAAAUAUUGAGGAUCGUGCAAUAGAGGGGAUCUUUAUUUAUCCACUGGAGGAAAAUUCCAUUGUUGUGGGGUUUGAGGCUAUGAUAUCCACUCAAAUUAUAACACUGCAAAUCAAAGACAAGGCAAAAAUUGAGGACUGUUACCUGGAUUGCUGUAACACAUCUAAUGGAGCCCUCCAAAGUGGACAUAUAGUAAUGGAUGAGGCUUUGGAGAGCACAGUGUUAGUGGUUAACCUUGGGCUCAUCCCUCCUAUGGAGACGGUCCAUAUUCUGGUCAGCACCUCCUCCGAACUAUCCACCCUGCCCAGCGGGGGCAUCAGUGUGUCAUCCCCACCGGCGUGUACACCUCGAGUACAGAGGACCAUCAACGAGGAGCAGGGGCUGUCCCCAAACUUCUCCAGAAUGUUGGACAGACAUAUCUGUGCCUCAAGUCCUCAUAAUCAAACUCCCAGCUCCCCUCAGCUGUGGUUGGCUUCACUGCUGGAGGAGGAGGCCAUCAAUUCAAUGGACUAUGAAUUUAACUUCCAGCUGGAGAUACGGGCUCCCUAUCUCCUUGCAGGUGUAGAGAGCCCUUCUCAUGCCAUCCGAGCUGAUGCAGACCCUCUGGCCCGCUCUGCCACCAGCAUCGUCAUCACUCUGGCAGACAAGUACACUUACGACUGUCCUGUCAAAAUCCUCAUCUACCCCAGCGAGCCUCAUCUGCCACACAUACUCAUUGAGAACGGAGAUAUGACACAGGAGGAGUAUGAUGAGUACAUUCACAGCCGGAGUGAUUUCAUCAAGGCCACCAAGAAGGACUCCAGCAAUGAGAAGAAAGUAGAAAUAAUUCACAGGCGACUCCAUAAGGACAUCCUCCACAACCCUGUCGUGAUGUUGAACUUUUGUCCAGACCUCAAAUCUAUCAGCUCAGACCUGAAGAAGGUUCAUGGCGAGUUUAUCUUCCUCAUUGACCGCAGCGGUAGCAUGAGCGGGGUUAACAUCAACCGUGUGAAGGAUGCCAUGGUGGUGAUUCUCAAAAGCCUUGUGCCUGGCUGCCUUUUCAACAUCAUAGGUUUCGGCUCCACAUUCAAAUCACUGUUCACAACCAGCCAGGACUAUGAGGAGGAGGCCCUGGCCCUGGCUUGUGAGUAUGUCAGAAAGCUCAGAGCCGACAUGGGGGGGACCAACAUCCUGGCACCACUCAACUGGAUCUUGAGGCAGCCGAUGUUCAGUGGACAUCCACGCCUGCUCUUCCUACUAACAGAUGGGGCCGUCAGCAACACAGGCAAAGUUAUCGCACUUGUUCGCAGCCAUGCACGCUACAUCAGAUGUUUUACAUUUGGCAUAGGGCAGAAAACUUGCAGGAGGCUGGUGCAGGGUCUGGCGACGGUUUCUAAAGGAACAGCAGAGUUUCUGGCUGAUGGAGAGAGGCUGCAACCCAAGAUGAUAAAGUCCCUGAAGAAAACCAUGUCUCCAGUACUCAGCGACAUUUCCAUUGAAUGGCUUUUUCCUGAGACCAAAGAAGUGUUGCUGUCCCCUGUGGGCAACACCUUCCUGUUUCCAGGGGACAGUCUGAUUGGCUACAGUGUGGUUUGCGACACCCCCCGCUACCACACCAACCCCAAAUCUGAUAAGAGGAGGAGAUAUAGCAUGAUGCGCUCUGUUGAGUCAGCCAGCUCGGUGUUUUACCAUUCUCAAGAAGAGGACCCGGUGAAGACAGGUGUCGACAGUCAGGGCUCCUGCAGGGAGACACCCUCUGGACCUGUGCAUGAAUUCUACCUGGACUCCAUGACAGACGACAGCCUUGUCACCACAGACCAAGACAUCAGGGGGCUGGACAAGUCAUCUCCAAGAAGGCGUGCAUACAGUACCAAUCAAAUAACAGACUAUAACCCAGCAAAGAAGCUCUACACUCCCAGUGACCCCAGCUCUGUGGCGCCAAAGAAUCCACUGAGGAGAGCCAAGGUCCAGGAGCUGAUAGGCCAGAUGAGCCCCGAGCACGAGGUGCAGUGGAGGAAUGACUACCAGCCACAGCUAGUGAGCCUUUGUGCCACAUCUUCCAAACAGCGUCCUGCCAGCUGUCACAGGCCACUCCCUCAGCAGGAGCCGACUCUGCAGCAAGAAGCUGACUCAGAGCUUCAUUUCCAUGCCCAGCCUCAGGACAACCCUCUGCCCAGCAGCAGCGUUGUUCCACUAGCAUCUUGCAACACAUCUGGGGAAGAUGGAUCCAGAUCCUCUGCUGACAGUCCGUCUUUUGGCAGCAUCGGCGAUACGGAUGGUUAUGGGCACCAGUUAUGUCAAGCAGAAACUCCACAGGAGACCCAGACUUCAGAUCAGGGUGCUGCCAACCAGCACAAAGGGAACUGCAAGGCUGUGGUGUCUGGACUGCUGUGCGGGAAACCAAUGAAGUGGGAGGUGGCUUUUGAUAUCGAGCCAUUCCUGAAUGGACGGGAGCGUGAGGAAAAGGUUCAUGAGGAUCUGUGGAACGAGACCUUCCACCACCUGGCUGGGUGCUCCAUCAUACACGACUUUGAGCACAUGGUGGAAAAGGAGUGUGACAUUGAGCAUGGCUCUGGCAGGAAGUACCAGCUCUAUGCUAUUCACACCAGCAAAGCCUGCAAUAUACUGAGCAAAUACACAGCGCUUGUUCCCAUCGACUUGGACACCAAUGAAUAUUUGCAGACAUGUAUUGAAUACAUAAACUCUGGUGAAGGUCUGAAGAGGGGCUCCCGCACCAGCUCUCGUUCAGGGAGCAGGAAGAGCAGAGGAUACUCCAUUGGACUGGGUCGCUCACAGUCUGGUGGCACAGCGGAGGAAGCUGAAGAUGUUCAGAUGAACAGUGGAGAGGAUGUUGUCUCUCCGUGCAGCACCCCGUCCUCCUCUGGCUGGGAGAGAUGUAGCUUCACAGAAGUCUCUCAAAGGAGUCCGUCUGUGACCUCUGACCAAUCACAGAAAUCGGUGGAGAGCCUUUUUUCUGCCAGGUUGGCCCUCAGCAGGACCCGUCUGCUGACUCGAGCUGCCAAAGGAUUCAUGUGUCGAUCUCAAAGCAAGUCUGGUGAUUCAAUUGGAGAGAGCGACAAUGAGAACAAAGACUACAUUUCUCUGGUGUUGUUACAACUGGCUAGUGGUGCAUUUCCCUUGGACACAGCUCUGUGUGAUGCCAUUAAUGUGCCCAUGGACAAACUGAAGUGGACAUCCCCCUUCGCCAGUCACCGCACCAGCCUGGGCCACCUGUCUCACUCCAACAGCCACCGCACUGAGCGUACCGAUGAGGGGUACAGAUCACCGUGUGAGCCUGAAACAUAUCCGCAGCCUGCAGAGCACACUAUGGGCACCUACAGCCCUUCUCAUGUGUCCAGGAGUGCCUGGAUGGAUGCUGGUCCUUCCUCAGUAGGAAGACCAUCCACCACUGCUGAGCCCCUGGUCUCCCCACACUCCCAGGUGGACAGUAGGUGGAGCUCUGGCUCAGGAGGUCUGGAAACAGCAUCACCUGGCGGUGGCCUUAAGGGGAGGCUGGAUCCAGAAAGCAUGGUGUGGGCCACAGCUGUGGCCCUUGCCUGGCUGGAGCACAGCUCUGCCAGUUAUUUCAUAGAGUGGGAACUGGUAGCUGCCAAGGCCAGCUUGUGGUUGAGUGCACAGGACAUCCCAGAAGGCCGUGAUUUAGCCUCCAUCAAGGCUGCAGCCAACCAGCUCUUCAUCAUACUCAGACACUGGGAUGAAAACCUGCAAUUAAACAUGCUCUGUUACAACCCCAACAGUGUGUGAGUCCUGCUAGUCCAAGACUGAAAAUACAGACCACUGAAAGUGCUCAAUUCCAUAUGAUACUAUGCUAACUGAGGCUGUACUAUUCUCUGUUCAGCAGUAUGUCGCCUGGACUUUGACUUUGCUGUUGCAGUUGUGAACAAUGUGUAACUUUCUUUUGUUCGUGUGCUGUUCCUCUAAACAUAUCACAAGCUGUUCAGAGGCACUACGUGCAAGCUAUUACCUCACUGGUGCCAUAUACUGUAGCUGGGUCCCUAUUAGCAAGGGAUCAAAUCAGUUAUGCCACAGAUUUGAAUUUCGUGGAGAAGAAUCUCAGUGUUAAGUUACUAGCAUGCUGGACCAACAUCACAGAAAAGCUCUUAAUGUCUUCAUAUUGAUGUCAUGGGAAGAAAACAGUAAGGGAGGGUUGCCACUGAUCGGCACAUACUGCUUUACAUCUUUACAGCAUUCGCUGAAUUGAUUGUAUUGUGGAAAACGUGUUACAUAAAGAUGUCUGGCUACUUGAUAGCAGUACUGCCAGUUUUUUCUAAUGCCUGCUAGUGUUAUUAAUAUUUGCCAUUUUUGCAGUUUGAUUAUGGCAGAGAGACAAAUAUGCAAGAAGCUAAAGAAAACAUAAAAUAUAUGUUAAGACUUGGUUUUAAAAAAUGUGAGGCUUAGGUGGGAAUCGAUAAGUCGUAUCCCACUGGCAUGCUAUUUAUUGUUUGUUAUAAUGCAUCUGCUGUUUACAUUUUUUCACUUAUCUAAGUAUGCCUGCCUUAGAGGUUUGAUUAUGCAUUAGUCUUUUGAUUCAGAGAGAGUAACACAGAGCUGGAGUCAGUUGUACUUUCCGUUUGCAAGUGCAGAAUUAGUGCAGGUUAAUUGUUCAAGAAGAAAUAUGAAUUUUGACGCAAAAUGCAGCAAUCUACUCCUGAGGAUUUUAAAGUAUUAGUUGUGUGUCACAGCUUCUGGUGUAGCUGCUGACCGUGUUGAAAGGCAGGCCAAGCUAUGACACCUAAAUUCUGACUGAUUUUAGAGCACCAGCACAGACUUCUCCUCUUCACCUUACUCUCAUUCUGCAAGUCUCUGGAUUAGUGUAGUCUGAUAUUUCUACUAAGAGCAUGUAGUUGUACCACUAAACACAUUUCUCCAUGUAGGCAUAUAUAACUAAAAAACAAAGACAUAUCUACAUUUACAGAUUACUUUUUGAUUGGACCAAACUAAAAAUGUUUCUUAGCAACAACCUAGUGAAGACAUUUCUCACGUUUCCUCAAAAUGCUGCAUCUGAAUUUAGUAAAUCACUGCUGUAUUUGAUACUAGCUAGUUAAUUGGAACUUAAGAAGGAUGUUACACAAAAUCUGUAAUGGAUUUAAUCUUAAUAUGGGCACCGAUCAACAGUCCUGCUUUGGGAAUCAUGGAGUUCCCUGCUGGUUUGGUUAUCGUCACAGCUCAUUUACCGCAAGUGCCUAACCAAGGGUCAGAGUUAGCAGCUAUCUGUUCACUGCAGUUAAAUCGGUGUGGAUAAUGACUGGUUCUUUUUCUUAACUAUACAGCAGCUAGUCUUCUCUCUUUCUUUUAAAUGUUUCUCAACUCUGCUGGUGGCCUAUGUAUCUUUCUGUAUUGAUUCUCUUCCUUAUUCCAUUGUAGUGUUGCUUUACUCAGGUAUUUUUUUUCACUCAGGCUGAGUUGCAUAAGUCCUUCUGCAUGAACACAGGAGUUUGUUAUGAUGUUUAAUGAGUGAAUUACCACAGUGGAGCCAGUAGUGCAGCAUUUUGCUCUCUGAAAUGAGAAAUAAAAUAGAUGUCAUACAGUAAUAUUUUUGUGCUGUAAUUGCAGUAUUAGGUGCAGCUGUACUUGUAAUCAGUAGUAUUUUUAUGUAUUGCGUCAGAUGUAUAGUGCAGUAUCUUUCUACUUGCUGUGUGUGCCUUUAUAAUUGUUGACUGUUUGAGGCUGUUGAAAGCUUCUGUAGUGUCUUAUAAAUGUUGCUGCUAUGAUCAGCUGUACAGGUGCAUGUAAUAAAAUAACUCU
Messenger RNA from Monopterus albus (swamp eel), 6162 nucleotides. RefSeq names its product von Willebrand factor A domain containing 5B1 (gene vwa5b1). The record is from RefSeq and is a predicted model, not a curated record. Bases 307 to 4161 code for a protein of 1284 amino acids. The transcript is spliced from 22 exons. NCBI's taxonomy places the organism in Eukaryota, Metazoa, Chordata, Actinopteri, Synbranchiformes, Synbranchidae.